AUGACGCACCGCGUGAACAGGACUUUUCGCGCUUCGCUUCAGGGUGUCGGUAUGGAGGCCCCCCUGGACCCUCGGGCCCCCUCCUCUGGCCCCUGCUCUCUGCUCCACACGAUGGCUGUGAACCUGAAGGUGAGCCACAGACUGGUGCAGCAGAUCCAGAAGGACCUGGGCCGAUUGGAACUGUCUGCUACAGGGGCCCGGGGUAAGAACACCCCCUCCGUGAACACCCCCCCUGUGAACACAUCAAACACUGUCUGCCCAGACGUGAGCCCCUGGGUGGCCAAGGGCCGGAGGUCUAGCUGCCCUGUUUCUGUGGGGCCCCCUUGUGGUCCCUACAGUCUGCUCAGGAGCCUGCCUGAAGACUGUGAGUGGGCCCAGAAUCUGGAGACACAGCUGAGGACAGGUGUGUUCCAUCUGAUGACUGAGGAGCAGCUGGACCAAGCCCUCUGCUUCCUUUGUGAGGAGCCCAUAGAGGAGACUACAGAGGAGAACUCAGAGGGGCCCACUCUGUACUGCUCUGCUCUGGACCGGAUUGAGGCUCAGCUGUGUGGAGGAGCAGAAGGAGAAGACAGCGGGAGGAGCCCAGAGCACAGUGAUGGAGGAGACAGCAGGAGGAGCCCAGAGCACAGUCAUGGAGGAGACAGGAGGAGGAGUCCAGAGCACAGUGAUGGAGGAAACAGCAGGAGGAGCCCAGAGCACAGUGAUGGAGGAGACAGCAGGAGGAGCCCAGAGCACAGUGAUGGAGGAAACAGCAGGAGUCCAGAGCACAGUGAUGGAGGAGACAGGAGGAGGAGCACAGAGCACAGUGAUGGAGGAGCAGAGGGAGGAGACAACAGUGAGGAGGACCCUACUCCCUCUGUAGACCUGCUGCAGAUGGAGAGGGGUGAGCUGUCGAGCAUCAUGCAAUCUCCUCAUCAUCUUCGUCUUCAUCAUCCUCAUCUCAGACCCCAGGCCCCAUGCUACAGCACCCCACGCAGCACAGGAGAGCCGUCAGUCUUAAGGAGCCCCUUCUCCUCCCAGAGCUUCUUCACUGCUGUGGACAGAUCUGCUGAGCACAGGGACGAGGCACCCACACCCCCCCCUCUCCUGUUUGCCAGCGAAGGAAGAACUGAGACCCAGGAGGAGGCCCAGGAGGAGGCUGAAGAGGAGGCCCAGGAGGAGGCUGAAUUGGAGGACCAGGAGGAGGCUGAAUUGGAGGACCAGGAGGAGGCUGAAGAGGAGGCCCAAGGGGAGGCUGAAGGAGAGAGGGGUACAGAAGAGGAGGCUGAAGGAGAAGAGAGUGAGGGAGAAGAGGUUGAAGGAGGUGCUGAAGCAGAGGACGCAUCAGGAGAAGACUCACCAGCUCCAUGUGAAGAAGACACAGACACCAUAAAGCCAGGACCAGGUGGAGCUGAGACCAGAGGCUUAGGAGACAGCUCCACCUCCUCCCCUUCUCUUGGACACAGAUCACAUGGGAGGUCUCUCUCUCUGCUCCUCUCCGACAGCCACAGAGCUCACUCGACUCUGGACCACAUUCUGCAGGAUCUCCAGGACUGA
Molecule: messenger RNA, 1536 nt
Organism: Knipowitschia caucasica
Lineage: Eukaryota; Metazoa; Chordata; Actinopteri; Gobiiformes; Gobiidae
Source: the annotation of a GenBank genome assembly